AUGGAGGGGAGGGGGACGUGGCCCUGGAUAACGAUGAACCAACGUGCCAUGGAGGGGGAUGUGGCCCUGGAUAACGAUGAACCAACGUGCCAUGGAGGGGAGGGGGACGUGGCCAUGGAUAAGGAUGAACCAACGUGCCAUCGAGGGGAGGGGGAUGUGGCCCUGGAUAAGGAUGAACCAACGUGCCAUCGAGGGGAGGGGGACGUGGCCCUGGAUAAGGAUGAACCAACGUGCCAUCGAGGGGAGGGGGACGUGGCCCUGGAGCCGCUGGUGAUGACAUUGAUUAGUUCCUCAUCACCGUUUGUUGCUUUGUUUUCUCUCUGUUUCUCCACUGAUACACUAAAGGAAGGGGAGGUCUGGUGCACCAAGAUAACAUUGUCAAUUUAGUUGUAUACUUGGCACAUUCACUCUUAUCCAGGGCAAGUCACCUAGCUUGCAACUGUAUGUAUUAUCUACCUAAUGAGGCAGAUUGGGUUAAGCCCCUUGCCUGAGGGCACAGCAUAGUGUCCUUGGUUCUACUGGAUGUAGCCUCCCACUGGUACACACUGGUUGAAUCAACAUUGUUUCCACGUUAUUUAAAUGAAAUUACGUUGAACCAACGUGGAAUAGACGUUGAAUUGACAUUUGUGCCCAGUGGGCAUGCAGAAUUUGGUUUUGCUACGUACCAGAUUAGCCUACGGUUUCUCAUAGAUUUUUAACAACAUGUAAUGACAUCACACAUCAAUAAAAAUAGACAAACUUAGCAAUAACAAUAAAAAACAAUAAAACUUCAGCACCAAAUCAACCAAAUUGGUCUCUCAGUAAAAAGCAGCAGUUAGACUUGUUUCUUCAGUCUUUAGUAUUCUGGAGGAGUUGGUCUCUGCAGGCUUGUGGCCGUUGCCAGGGCAGUGUAUAGAGUCCAUUCUGUGCAUGGCCUCAGAGUUUAGGGGCCUUCCUUUGGGUGUCGGAGAGUGUCCUGCGCCUCUGACUAAUCACCUGGGAUACAACGCAGGGGAAGGGACCAGAGGGUCUGGAGCAAUGCUCUAAUUAACUUUAUCCCAAUGAAUCUACAGGACAAACCCCCAUUCUGUCAUUCUUUGUUUUUAAAGGGUUCAGUGAAGGAAAUGUGGUGGAAAUGAAUCAGGUUUAAUCUAAUUAGAAGUAAUGGAUUACUCUAAAGUGAGGCAGGAAUGUUGAAAGGUCACUGGUAUUUCUUUCUGCACCCUCUAGGUACUGGAGUGGAUGCUACCACAGGCCAGGAUGUAAACAACAGGCCAGGAUAUCAAAAACAGGCCAGGAUGUCACCACAGGCCAGGAUGUCACCACAGGCCAGGAUGUCACCACAGGCCAGGAUGUCACCACAGGCCAGGAUGCCACCACAGGCCAGGAUGCCACCACAGGCCACGAUGUCACCACAGGCCAGGAUGUCAAAACAGGCCAGGAUGUCACAACAGGCCAGGAUGCCACCACAGGCCAGGAUGCCACCACAGGCCAGGAUGCCACCAAAGGCCAGGAUGUCACCACAUGCCAGGAUGCCACCACAGGCCAGGAUGCCACCACAGGCCAGGAUGUCACCACAGGCCAGCCAGGAUGCCAUCACAGGCCAGGAUGCCAUCACAGGCCAGGAUGCCACCACAGGCCAGGAUGUCACCACAGGCCAGGAUGUCACCACAUGCCAGGUUGCCACCACAGGCCAGGAUGCCACCACAUGCCAGGAUGUCACCACAGGUCAGGAUGUCACCACAGGUCAGGAUGUCACCACAGUAGCGAUGGGGGGUCCCUGGUAUGUCACUGUUGCUGUAUGUACCGAAUAAAUGUGGGGAGAAAAAAGAAAAAUAGAUACUCAUUAUGUUGUGUUGUGUUAGUGAACAUGGCAUCUUCAUGCAACUUUCAACGUUGUCUGUUGGGGAGCAAGGAAGGCCACUGCUCCAGAUUUAGAACCUCCUGAACUGGUCCGGAACUGGUCCUGAACUGGUCCUGAACUGGUCCUGAACUGGUCCGGAACUGGUCCUGAACUGGUCCUGAACUGGUCCUGGGUGUCAAAGUACAAUUGUAGCUAUUAAUACACAAAACAUACAAAAAUAUACACUCAUAGACUCACACAGACACUCACUCAUCGUAUUCGAUGUUGACACAAAGCCACUCUACAUAUGUAUCCUCACAUUGACCUGAAUACACUCAAACAAAUAGUUAAAAAUCAAUGUACUCAUAGCCACAUGUUGGCACCUCCCACUCACCACACACAUAAAGGACAAAAUGAGAGGCUAGAAAAUAACCAAGAAUUCUCUGUGGAAUGUGGUUAGAUCACAGUUUGAGACAGGUGACCUGGAGAGAGCUCAGGAGGAUGGGAAGGGCAGAAAAGUACCCAGGGUGGUUAGUGCUAUGCUAGCUAGAACGCAAAGACCCUCCUACUGUACAUGUUGCAUGUUAUUGCUUCAUUUUGUAUCUCAAUGAUGGAAUCGUUCACAUAUUGGACUGGUUACUGGCAUAGUGAAUUCCCCAAGGAAUACAUGAGUGGAACAGCCUUCUUGGUCUAUGGCAGGGUUCCCAAACUGGCGGCCCUGCAUGCAGUGAAGGGGACAUUGCCCUGCUUAGUGUGCUGUCUUUGGGAUGGGGCGUUAAACGGGUGUCCUGACUCUGUGGUCAUUAAAAAUCCCAUGGCUCUAGUAGGGGUGUUAACCCCGGUGUCAUGGCAACAUUACAUCAUGGCUACCUAAUUAUCCCCCUCAUUCCUAAUUGGCAUAUAUCACUCCUCAGCUAAUGUGUGGUGAGCAUUCUGGCACAGAAAAGGUCGCCGUACAUUACCUAGGUGGCUGCUACACAUUGGUGGUGGAUGAGGUGAGUUUCCUUCUACUAUGUAAAGCGCUUUGAGUAUCUCAGUUGGUAGAAAAGCGCUAUUCCAAUCAAUUAUUAUUAUUAUUAAAUGUAAGCAAGGGUUGAAAUGUUUAUGUUUUAGUUAAAUAUUAUAUCAGUUUGGCAGUCAAUUUGCGGUCUAAAAAUUAUUUGUAAUUAUGUUCCGGCCCCCUGACCAUCCGCUCAAGGAAAAAUCAGCCCGCGGAUGAAUCUAGUUGAUGAUCCCAGGUUUCCCCAACUCGGUCCUGGGCCCCUCUGGGUGCAUGUUUUGGUUUUUACCCUAGCUCUACACAGCUGAUUCAAAUAACUAACUCCCUCUCUCCUAUCUCACCCCUGCCUGUGCCUGGUAAACCAUCUGCUUCCUCUAACACAUGCAGUCCUAUCUCUCCAGUCCUAUCACUGCAGUCCUAUCUCUGCAGUACUAUCUCUGCAGUCUCUGCAGUUCUAUCUCUGCAGUCCUAUCUCUGCAGUCCUGUCUCUGCAGUCCUAUCUCUGCAGUCCUAUCUCUCCAGUCCUAUCUCUCCAGUCCUAUCACUGCAGUCCUAUCUCUGCAGUCCUGUCUCUGCAGUCCUAUCUCUGCAGUCCUAUCUCUCCAGUCCUAUCUCUGCAGUCCUAUCUCUGCAGUCCUAUCUGUGCAGCCCUAUCUCUGCAGUCCUAUCUCUCCAGUCCUGUCUCUGCAGUCCUAUCUCUGCAGUCCUAUCUCUCCAGUCCUAUCUCUCCAGUCCUGUCUCUGCAGUCCUAUCUCUGCAGUCCUAUCUCUGCAGUCAUAUCUGUGCAGCCCUAUCUCUGCAGUCCUAUCUCUCCAGUCCUAUCUCUCCAGUCCUGUCUCUCCAGUCCUGUCUCUGCAGUCCUAUCUCUCCAGUCCUAUCUCUGCAGUCCUGUCUCUGCAGUCCUAUCUCUCCAGUCCUAUCUCUCCAGUCCUAUCACUGCAGUCCUGUCUCUGCAGUCCUGUCUCUGCAGUCCUAUCUCUCCAGUCCUAUCUCUCCAGUCCUAUCACUGCAGUCCUGUCUCUGCAGUCCUAUCUCUGCAGUCCUAUCUCUCCAGUCCUAUCUCUGCAGUCCUAUCUCUCCAGUCCUGUCUCUGCAGUCCUAUCUCUGCAGUCCUAUCUCUGCAGUCCUAUCUCACCAGUCCUAUCUCUCCAGUCCUGUCUCUGCAGUCCUAUCUCUGCAGUCCUAUCUCUGCAGUCCUAUCCGUGCAGCCCUAUCUCUGCAGUCCUAUUUCUCCAGGCCUGUCUCUGCAGUCCUAUCUCUGCAGUCCUAUCUCUCCAGUCCUAUCUCUCCAGUCCUAUCUCUCCAGUCUGACCUUUCUCUCUCUUCUGGCUCAGGAGGACUGA
This is a messenger RNA of Coregonus sp. 'balchen', 4165 nucleotides long. NCBI's taxonomy places the organism in Eukaryota, Metazoa, Chordata, Actinopteri, Salmoniformes, Salmonidae. The record is from the annotation of a GenBank genome assembly.